GUUUCUAUUUAGCUGAAAGCCUACAGAGGGGGAGAAAGGAGAGCGUGUGGUGCCUUCGUCGCUGCGGAGCCGACAGAGGGACGGCGCCGAGCUGCUGCGAGAACGCGCCGCCAGGAGCAGCGACAGCCGCUGCCCGCACCGACCCGCCGCAGCUGGAUAAAGCACAACGAACUGGAAAUGAGGCCAAGCCUCACCCUCUUAGGGGAGAAAAGGGGCAGCGUUCCGGCCGCUUUCCCCAGGCUCACGAUGUUGACAGCUAUGUUCUUGGCUGCUCUCGUUCUUAUUACAGUACAUUCGCAGGAAACUGAGGAAACCAUAACAUACACGCAAUGCACAGAUGGCUAUGAGUGGGAUCCUGUUAGGCAACGGUGCAAAGACAUUGACGAAUGUGAAAUAGUCCCAGAUGCAUGUAAAGGUGGGAUGAAAUGUGUUAACCACUAUGGAGGAUACCUCUGUCUACCCAGAACAGCACAGAUUAUUGUAAAUGAGCGAGAAGAAGCAGCGGCUGAAUCCACUAGCGGUCGAAAUAAUGUCAUUCGACGAACUCCAGCUGAUCCUCACCGUGCCCCUCCAAACCCAACUCAUCAAAUUCAGUGUGCAGCUGGGUAUGAGCAAAGUGAUCACAAUGUGUGCCAAGAUAUAGAUGAAUGUGCAACUGGAACCCAUAAUUGUAGAGCUGACCAAGUAUGUGUCAAUUUAAGAGGGUCCUUCAGCUGCCAGUGUCCUCCAGGCUAUCAGAAACGAGGGGACCAAUGCAUGGACAUUGAUGAAUGCACCCUGCCUCCAUAUUGCCACCAUCGAUGCAUGAACACUCCUGGUUCCUAUUACUGCCAAUGCAAUGCUGGUUUCCAGCUCGCGUCCAACAACCACACUUGUGUAGACAUAAACGAAUGCGAUGCCAAUAACCCAUGUGCGCAACAGUGUUACAAUAUACUGGGUUCUUUCAUCUGUCAAUGCAAUCCAGGCUUUGAGUUAAGCAGUGAUAGAAUCAACUGUGAAGACAUUGAUGAAUGCAGAACAUCAAGUUAUAUAUGUCAAUAUCAGUGUGUUAACGAACCAGGAAAAUUCUCAUGUGUCUGCCCUGAAGGAUACCAGGUAGUAGGAGGCAGAACAUGUCAUGAUAUAAAUGAGUGUGAGACUACUAAUGAGUGCAGAGAGGAUGAAAUUUGCUGGAAUUACCAUGGAGGAUUUCGUUGUUACCCAAGAAAUCCUUGUCAAGAGCCUUAUGUCCUUACAUCUGAAAACCGCUGUGUCUGCCCUGUAUCAAAUGCCAUUUGCCGAGAGCUGCCUUACUCUGUGGUGUACAAAUACAUGAGCAUCCGUUCAGACAGAACAGUGCCUUCAGAUAUCUUCCAGAUUCAAGCAACCACUAUUUAUCCUAAUACUAUUAAUACAUUUCGGAUCAAGUCUGGAAAUGAAAAUGGAGAAUUUUACCUGAGACAAACAAGUGCCGUCAGUGCAAUGCUUGUACUCGUGAAGUCACUAUCAGGACCAAGAGAACACAUUGUGGAUCUGGAGAUGCUAACAGUGAACAGUUUGAAUUACCGUACAAGCUCAGUGUUAAGAUUAACAAUAAUAGUGGGACCUUAUGCAUUUUAGUGGUUUUCAAUAACCUUUCAGUGGCACUUAAAGUAGCCAAAGAAUAUUAUCUUAAAGAAAGCACUUAUUAUUUUAUUUAUAGAUUUUGCUCUCUUUUUAAAAAAGAUUUGUUUAGUAAGUUGAUAUCCUUAAUCUGCACAUUUACACCUGUAAUUCCAAAUUAGUAGAUGUGUUUCAUAGUAUACAGAUGGGCAUUGUCACUUUCUGUAUAAAGACUGAAAUUGGUUUUUUUAUUACCUUUCUUGGACUAGAUACCUACUACACUUUUGUAUGAGAACUGUAUGUUCAUACUAUCCUGUAAAACUUCACAUACCCCUCCUAGCCAAAUAGGUCAUGCAAUUAAAUGGUGAUUUUCUGUGUUGUUUUUAUUUUCAAUUCUAAUGCAGCUACACUGACAAUCUCAAAAAGAAAAAAAAUUAUAUAGUAUGAAUGAUACACAAAGUAACGUUAUAAGCUAAAGUAUAUUUCUUCUUUCUAACAACAUUGUAACAGAAGACAACAGUCAAUAAAAAUCUAUUUCUGUAGACA
This is a messenger RNA of Pogoniulus pusillus (Red-fronted tinkerbird), 2127 nucleotides long. It is a transcript of the gene EFEMP1, whose product is annotated as EGF containing fibulin extracellular matrix protein 1. The record is from RefSeq and is a predicted model, not a curated record. The coding region runs from base 178 to 1599 and encodes 473 amino acids. Lineage: Eukaryota; Metazoa; Chordata; Aves; Piciformes; Lybiidae. The transcript is spliced from 12 exons. Gene Ontology annotation, molecular function: calcium ion binding.